Chironomus riparius is the source of this 2914-nucleotide messenger RNA. The record is from the annotation of a GenBank genome assembly. Lineage: Eukaryota; Metazoa; Arthropoda; Insecta; Diptera; Chironomidae.
AUAAUUUUACACUAUCCUUAAGUGUAUCAACCUAAAAUGAUUCAGAACAAAGCGCGUCUUACGCAAAUAAGCUCGAAAUUUUGGAAAAUUCUAAACCGAGAAAUCAAAACAAAAGUCGAUGAAGUAAAAAAAGUUAAAUUUACGGAAACAAUAAACCUUCCGAAGACUAAGUUUCCAGCUAGAUUGAAUCAGCAACAACGUUCGGAUGUUGAGGAUGUGAUUAGAACUAGACAUUUGGAAAGUCUUUAUGAAUGGCAAAGGAACCACCUAAAGUCACCAAAUGCUGAUUAUGUGCUGCAUGAUGGGCCUCCGUACGCAAAUGGUGACUUACAUAUGGGACAUGCUAUCAAUAAGGUUCUAAAAGACAUAAUCCUUAAGCAGAAAAUCAUGAACGGAACGAGAGUGCAUUAUAAGCCAGGUUGGGACUGUCAUGGACUUCCUAUAGAACUUAAAGCAUUAGGAAGUACCAAAAAUGUCUCGCCAAUUCAAAUUCGUCAAAAAGCAAAGACGUUUGCUAUGGAAGCUGUUGAAAAACAGAAGAAAUCCUUUGAAUCUUGGGGAGUUACUGGAUCAUGGAAUGAUCAGUCACAGACUUACAGGACAUUCGACAAAAGCUACAUACAGAAUCAAUUGAGAAUGUUCUACAAAAUGUAUCAGAAAGGAUUAAUUUAUCGAGAUUUUAAGCCUGUUUAUUUCUCACCGUCAUCAGGAACUGCUCUCGCGGAAGCGGAACUAGAAUAUGAUGACAAUUUUAAAAGCCCAUCCCUGUAUUUCCGAUGUGAAAUUGUCAAUUCUAAGGAUAUUUGUGGAUCUGAGAAGUUAUAUGCUCUUGUGUGGACAACAACGCCGUGGACAUUGCCUGCAAAUCAAGCAAUUUGUUACAGCAAGGAUUUAAUGUACUAUUUAGUGAAGAUAAAUGGCACCAACUUCAUAAUUUGUGGUGAAACUGUAGAUAAUCUUCAAAAAGAACUAGAAACAGACAUAAAAAUUAUUAAAAGCAUUGAUGUAAAGGAACUAGAAAAUCUGCAGUACCGACAUCCAAUAAAUGAUGAUGAAAUACUUCCAUUCUUUGAAUCGAGCCAUGUGCAGGCUGAUAAAGGAACUGGAUUAGUUCAUACAGCACCAUCGCAUGGUCAAGAUGACUUUCUAGUCUUCCUUAAUAAGAAAAUUCCAUUAAAAUGCUUAGUCAAUGUCAAAGGAUGUUACAAUAAAUUAGCACCCGAAUUUCUUCAUGACAUGGAAGUGCUUGGUGAUGGAAACAAGUCAGUCAUCGAGUAUGUAGAAAGUAAAAAUGGAAUUGUUAAAUUAAAUGAGUAUAGACAUUCAUAUCCAAUCGAUUGGAGGACAAAAAGUCCAGUAAUAAUCUUAGCCAGUGAGCAAUGGUUCAUAAAUACAGAUAAAAUUAAAUCUAAAGCCAUCCAGGAACUUGAAAAAGUCAAUAUUUAUCCAGAAAAGUCAUCGAAAAUAUCCAAAAGCGUUUUAAAGACACAGCUUGAGAAAAGACCUUAUUGGUGUAUAAGUAGACAAAGAAGUUGGGGAGUUCCAAUUCCAGUGAUGUAUGAUGAGAAUAAAAAUGCUGUAAUUAGUGAGGAAUUGAUUGAAAAUUACGUUAAAAUGGUUGAGGAAACUGGUUCAAUAGAUUUUUGGUGGGAAAAAGACACUGUUGACUUACUUCCAUCCAAUCUAAAGCAACCAAAUCUCAAAAAAGGAAACGACAUUCUCGACAUUUGGUUUGAUUCCGGAAUUUCAUGGUCGCAAGCAUUAGAAAAUGAUAAAGUAGCAGAUUUGUACCUAGAAGGUGUUGAUCAAUUCACUGGCUGGUUCCAGUCAUCUCUAAUGACAAGUAUAGGAAUUCGUGAUAUUGCACCAUACAAAAAUAUCUUUGUGCAUGGCUUUACAGUCGAUGAAAAGGGACGAAAGAUGUCAAAAUCAUUGGGCAACAUAAUAAGUCCAGAUACAAUCGUUAAGAAAUAUGGAACUGACGUUAUGCGAUGGUGGAUUGCAGCACAUUCAACGCAACAUUCAAUGAUACCUGUCAGCAGUAAAUUACUUGACGAUAGUGCCAAUAAUUUAAUCAAGAUACGUGCAACAUUGAAAUAUUUGCUUGGCAUUGUUGGAACUGACAUGAAUACGACCAUCGAUGGGACACAAUUGACGCAUUUAGACAAAUUUAUUCUCCAUCAACUCACCGACUAUGUAGCGAAUGUGACUAGCUUUUAUGAAAAUUUUCAAUUUAAUCGAAUAAUUGCGAUGGCAAAUAAUUUCGUAAAUACAGACCUGUCAAGCUGCUAUCUUCACUUAAUUAAAGACCGCCUCUAUUGUGGAUAUGACAUGGAACAUGACCAGUUUCGUGGAAUUUUAUCAAAUUGCUAUCGUCAAUUGUCAAAAACUUUAUAUCCAAUUAUGCCAUUUUUAAUUGAGGAAAGUUGGAGCUACAUUCAGCCGUCAUGUUCAUUUUAUCAUAGCAAUUUAUCAGAUGAUCAGAAAUGGAAGUUUAGUGACAGUAAAAUAAUUGUCGAUUCCGCGUUAAGCGUUAAGAAGAUUUUAUGUUCAUCAUUGACCGACAUGAACACUUUGAGACUUAAUGUGACAAUAGAAGGAAAUGACGAAAGUUUAAAAGCAUUAAAGGUAUUACAUCCGCAACUUGACACAGAAAUCGCUGAUUCUGAACUUUGUGAGAUUCUUCAAGUUUCAUCGAUCAUCCUUAAAUCAUCAGCACAUCGAGAACUUCAAAUCACCCAUAAAACAUCAGAAGCAGAUGUAUGUCCAAGAUGUAGACGAUUUGCAGCAACAAAUGGCAUUUGCAUGCGAUGUGAAAAUGUCUUAAAGUCAAAGAACAUGCCAAUGUCAUGAAGGAUGCAAGCAUUGUAGACAUUGAGUUGAUUAAUAAAAGUUAAUUUAAGUAAUACAUAAA